This is a messenger RNA of Miscanthus lutarioriparius, 540 nucleotides long. The record is from the annotation of a GenBank genome assembly. NCBI's taxonomy places the organism in Eukaryota, Viridiplantae, Streptophyta, Magnoliopsida, Poales, Poaceae.
AUGGAAGCCGAGGCGUUCCCGAUUCGGUUCACGAAGGGCAUCAGGUCCUACUGGCGCCGGUGCGACUACGACCCGCGCGUGGACGGCGGCGGUGGCGCGGCGGGCCGCGGCAGGCGCCGGCACGGCGGGCUGGUGCGCCUCGGGGACGGGGAUGGCAGCGGCGGGCCCAGGCCGUGGGCCGUGAAGAUCGGCGGCAUGUUCCGGCCGGCGCGCCGCGUCAGGGCGCCAGCGUCGGCGCCGGCCCCGUCCCCGGCGGCGACGACCGUGGCCAAGGCGCCCAUGCGCGUGCUCGGGCGGAUACGGGACGCCUACGUCGACGUGAUGCUGGGCGCGGCCAAGACGCGACCGGCCGUGGCGCGGGCGCUGCCCAGCGCGCCCGAGGCGCUGUGGCAGAAGCGGGUGCCCGUGCGCCGGUCCAGUAGCCAGCAGGCCCGGCAGAAGCCCGAUGAGUUCGGCCAGAGGCUCGUCAUGGAGAUGUACAAGUCCGUGAUCGCGUCCAGGAACCUCUCGGGCAUGCUCCGCGCGUCGGUGGCGCGAUAG